CGCGCGUGUGAACUGGUGGGAGAGGAGGAGAGGACCAGUGAGGCAGAGGAGGAGGAGGCAAGUGCAGGAGGCUCGGCACUGAACGGGACUCCGCGUAAAUAAACAGCACAGCAGCAAAGCGCUCCGUGGAGGGGGAGCUGAAGAUACAGAGCACACCGGGCUUCGCGUGUCGCAUCGAAGAGGAAUAGUCAGACUGAAGAAAAAUCCCCAUAGGAGGAAGAAGCAGACAUCUACCCAGAGAGGAAGCGGAGCGAGGGUGUUUGGGUUCCUCUGUUGUGGAAGUGUCCUCAGUCUGUGAUUGAACAGCGGAGUGGGAAGGGCAGACCACAGCGACCCAUGAUGAUGAUGGAGAUGAGGAGUUUGGAAGCAGUGCUGCUGGUGUUGAUCCUCGGACACCUCGCCUCUGCUCUGGAGGUCCCACUAGACCUUCUUCCAGGAUUGGCACAGCCUCCAACAAUAACUCACCAGUCCCCAAAGGACUACAUCGUGGAUCCUCGAGAGAAUAUUAUAAUUCACUGUGAGGCGAAGGGGAAGCCGCAUCCCAGCUUCUCCUGGACAAGAAAUGGGAGCCACUUUGACGUUGAUCAGGAUGAAAGCGUCACCAUGAGGCCUCACUCCGGUACUCUGGUGGUGGACAUCACCAGAGCAAGACCUGAACAUUACGAGGGCGUGUUUCAGUGCACGGCGAGGAACAAACACGGAUCUGCUGUGUCCAACAAUAUCGUCGUCAGACAGUCAAAGUCCCCCUUGUGGUCAAAGGAGAAAAAUAAACCAAUCGUGGUUCAGAAGGGAGUUUCCUUGGUGCUGCCAUGCCGACCUCCAGCAGGACUUCCACCUCCAAUCAUAUUCUGGAUGGACAAUAACUUCCAGAAGUUACCUCAGAGCAAGAGGGUGUCCCAGUCGUUGAAUGGCGACCUGUACUUCUCCAACGUUUGCCUAGAGGAUUCCAGGAACGACUACAUCUGUUACGCUCGUUUCACACACACGCAAACCAUCCAGCAGAAACAGCCCAUCACUGUCAAAGUGCUCAACCAGGCCCAAGUGGAUGAUAGGAAGCCAACCUUCCUCAUCCCAUCUGGCCACUCAAGCUACAAGAUGGUGCUGAGGGGACACGUACUGGAGAUGGAGUGCAUUGCCGAAGGACUGCCCACCCCUGAGGUAUCCUGGACCAAAGUGAGCGGAGACCUACCCAGCAGGCGCACGUCCUUCCUUCACUUCAACAAGACCCUGCGGAUUGUGAACGUGUCUGAGUCGGAUGAGGGAGAUUACAGCUGCACAGCCAAGAACCAGCUUGGCUCUGCGCACCACAUCAUCACCGUUGAGGUCAAAGCUGCGCCUUAUUGGAUCAGUGGACCUCCAAAGAAUCUUGUUCUGGCUCCAGGAGAGAAUGGAGCACUGACUUGCAGGGCCAGCGGCACACCCAAACCCUCCAUCAUAUGGUCAAUGAAUGGUGACCGCAUAGAGAAUUUACCUACAGAUAUCAGCAGAAAGGUGGAGGACGACACAAUCAUCUUCACCGACGUUCAGGUUGGAACCAGCGCUGUGUACCAGUGCAACAUCUCAAACCCGUACGGUUACCUCCUUUCCAACGCUUUCGUCAACGUCCUCCAUGAGUCACCCAGAGUGCUGACGCCAGCCAACAAGAUCUACCAGGUCAUCGAAAAUCGCCCGGCCCUCAUGGACUGCUCCUCUUUUGGGUCACCAAUUCCCAAAAUUGAGUGGUUUAAAGACAGCCGAGCCAGCACCCUGAAUGGGGAACCUUACAUCCUGCAUGACAAUGGUACUUUGGAGAUUCAAGUAGCUCAGCCGCAGCACAAAGGCAAAUACACCUGCAUUGCCAGGAACUCGCUUGGAUCCUCUGAGAAUCACGUUUACCUGCAUAUAAAAGAGCCUACCMGKAUCCUAAAGCAACCGGUUGACACGGUGGUCCAAAGGGGCCGAUCUGUGACGUUCGAGUGCACAAUAAAACACGACAAGGAUCUCUUACCCACUUUGAUUUGGCUUAAGGAUGAUGAGGAGCUUCCCGACGAUGAGCGAUUCCUCGUAGAGUCCAACAGUGCGUCUACCUCCGAUGUGUCAGAGAGAGAAUGGCACAGAGAUCAUGUGGAGCUGCCUAACGAUGAUCGAUUUGUCGUACAAUUCAACAGCCUGUCCAUCACUGACGUGUUGGAGAGAGAUGCAGGGGUGUACACGUGCUACGUAAACACAACUCUGGACCAAGACUCGGUCACCGCUGAGCUCACUGUUGUCGAGACCACACCAGCUCCAGCUGUCAUCCACGGGCGACCCGACGCCCCCACAGACCUGGAGUUGACAGAUGAGAAAGAGAGGAGCGUUCAGCUUACUUGGAUCCCUGGGGAGGAACAUAACAGCCCUAUUCAGGAAUUUGUAAUCCAGUAUGAAGACUCGCUGCACCACCAAGGACACUGGCAUGACAUUGCCCGGGUUCCCGGGACCAAGACAACUGCUCAUCUCAAGCUUUCUCCAUAUGUCCACUACACAUUCAGAGUGCUGGCCCGUAACGCCGUGGGUCUGAGCGAGCCGAGCAGCCCCUCUCGAAUGUAUAAAACUGAGCCUGCAGCUCCUGACCAGAACCCAAAAAAUGUACGUGGAUCUGGAAAUAAACAUAACAAUCUUGUUAUCACCUGGGAGCCUCUGUCAGGCCUUCAGUCCAAYGGUCCUGGGCUUUAUUAUAUAGUGAGUUGGAGGCAGAAGAGGCCAGGCAGCGACUGGAUAACAGCCACUACCAACAACUCCAUGUAUACUGUAUCUGAAAUACCCACAUAUAGUCCAUUUGAGAUAAAGGUUCAGGCUGUAAACAACCACGGAGAAGGACCAGAGCCCGCUGUUGCUAUCGGCUACUCAGGAGAAGAUUUGCCAGCAGCAGCUCCAGCAAAUGUUCAGGUUGUAGUGCUAAACAGCACCUUGGCUCGGGUACGAUGGGAUCCUGUGCCUCCUCAUUUAAUACGAGGGCAGAUCCAAGGAUACAAGGUUCAUUACUCGARGAUGCACAGCCUUCACAAACACAACCCCCAUCACACGGAGAAGCGCAUGCUCACUUUUAGUGGGAACCACAGCCAAGGCCUGCUGCCCGGGUUGCACCCAUUCAGCCACUAUUCUUUUUACGUAAGCGUCUUCAAUAAGAAAGGAGAGGGUCCCAAAAGUGAAAAGCAGGAGUUUAAGACACCUGAAGGAGAGCCUGGGCCACCCUCCUUGCUGUCUGUCACAAACCCAAGCCUAGAUUCACUGACCCUCGAAUGGAGUCCUCCUCAUGAGCAUAAUGGGCACAUCACUGGCUACAACCUGAGAUACCAGCCAGUCAAUAACUCCAAUGAACUUGGCCCAGAAGAGGAGCUGGCCCUGGCUGCCAAUGAGACCUCAGUCACUUUGCAAAACCUCAAGUACAGCCCACGCUACAAGUUUUAUUUGAAUGCGAGAACAAGCGUUGGAGCGGGCCCGGCCAUUUCUCAGGAAGCUGUCGUCAAGCAGGAUGAAGCUGUGACGAGCAGACAGGUAGACAUCGCCACUCAGGGAUGGUUCAUUGGCCUCAUGUGCGCCAUCGCCCUGCUCAUCCUGAUCCUCCUCAUUAUCUGCUUCAUUCAGAGGAAUAAAGGAGGAAAAUACCCCGUCAAAGAAAAGGAGGAUGCGCACACAGACCCGGAGUUCCAGCCAAUGAAAGAUGAUGACUGUACUUUUGUGGAAUACAGUGACAAUGAGGACCAUAAACUGGUAAAAGAGAGCCGCACGCCGUCUAACGGGACGGUUAAGAGAGACGACAGUGACGACAGCUUAGUUGACUACGGGGAAGGAGGAGACGGACAGUUCAACGAGGACGGCUCCUUUAUUGGCCAGUAUAGUGGGAAGAGUUCCAGCAGGGACAAUGCUGAGGGCCCUGAGAGCUCAGGGGCCCCGUCCCCGAUUAACGCCAUGAACUCCUUGAACUCUUUUGUGUAGCGGUGUGGUGUGCUCGCUGCAUCCCGACAAUGGCAGAAUCUCCAUUUAGCAUGGGGAUUUGGGUUUGGAGGUUUGAGGGGGGUCUCACGAUGCUGCAUGGCUUCAUAAGCACACACCUCACAGACAUCUGAGGCACAAGAAACAUAGAAAGACUUUUUUUUUUUUUCACUUGGAAAUCUUCCUGACAACGUUGGGCUUAGUAGCUGAAUUGUAUGAUACUGAUUUGACAAUACAUGCUUUUACUUUAAGACAUAUAUUAUUAAUACUUUGACAUUAACUCAUAUAGCAUCUUUCAAUAGGCCUCACAUGAGUGAUGCAGUGUUUUUYCACAAUACAUAUAUCAUGUUGGUUUUGACAUUGUUUUUCCACUGAAGCAGUGUUAAAUGUCAACAGUAAGCAGCUAACAUGCAUAUUUCCAACCGAGGACAGGAAGUUGCUGUGACUUAGUGCACUGAUAUAAUGCAUGUGCUGCAAUAAUUCAGUUUUCAAAUGCAUUUGCAAUCCCACUGGCAGGACAUGCACACCUGCUAGAACUAUACAGAGGGUGCAGUUCCUUGCAAAAGUAUUCAUAUCCCCCAGUUGUUUUUACAUUUUGUCACAUUACACUGUSAUACAUAUGUGUAUUUUAUUGGGAUUUUAUGUAACGCACAAACUGGUACGUGUGUGUGUAUAUAGUUAAUAGGGGCAUGUUCAUGAUUUUCUCACUUUUUUUUGCAAAGAAGAAUCUGAAAAUUGUGACUUGCAUUUUUGAGUCUGUGCUUUUUUUGGGUCAUCUUUGGAUCAUCCACAAGUAUUUUGGGGCAUGUCUGUAUUAGAGGAAACUCAGAUAAAAUUAAAUUGAGAGCAUUUGCAACUGGCUAUUCUUAAGGUCUGGAUAUAGUUCUUUAUUUGGAUCCGUCUCCCAUCAGCUUCACUGUUCCCACAGUAUGAUACUGCCAAUACCUUACCAGUACCAGAGCUACGGACCACUGGGACUCCUCAAAAGUUGCUAUGUUCCUCUUGGCUCAUUUUCUGAUCAGCAGCUGUCUUGCCUACACUGUAGGCAAUGAGAAGAUGGAAGUAUGAAGGUGUGCUGUAUUCUUUUUUUUUUUUUCGAAGUGAUGUAUUGAACAGUUCUCCAGGAAAUGUUCAAAGCUUUGGACUUUGUUUUCUGACCUAACCCUACUUCUCCAUGCCUUUAUCCCAGGCCUUUCUGCUCUGUUCCUUGUGUUUUAUGAUCCUGUUUGUUCAUUAAUGUUCUCUAGAAAACAUGCAAAUAGAUUUGUACAGAAAUUAAAUCUUACUGAGAUUCGGUGACGUGUGAAAGCUGCAGUGGUUUUUAAUUGAGAACAAAUUUYUGUCAGCUUCUCAAUUACGCACAGCUGUAUGUUGAUGUAUCACAUGAAAUCUCAACUAAAUACACUCAGGUCUGUGAUUGUAAGAUGAGAAAAUGUGAAGCAGCUCAAUGGGGKUGAAUACUUUUUCAAAGUUGCAUGCUGACAGGUCCUCCUUUGUCACCUCUUUAAUCUGCCCCUGCSAACGUAGAAAUUGAAAUGCAGCUUUGGAUGCGUCAUGCCAUUUUUAUAUUUUUUUCCCCCUGCAUGUGACCUCCUGUUUUUUUUUUAGCUCAAUCUGAAGAUCWGAAGUGAAUGCUGAAGGUCCAGCAGCAUUGGAGGGGUUCCGUCAGCAGGUAGUGCCUUUCUAAAGCAGUGACUCAGUUCUGAAGACUCUCGGAGUUUAAUUACCACACUGAAGACAAUAACGGGAUUUGUAAGAGUCACGUCCAAGGAAAAAAUACGACACGUCAUAAAUUCACUCCUAAUGACGCUUUGACAUGCAGGACCGGCUUUGUUUCUUUAUUUGGAUCGGAUCGAAACAUUGUUAAAGCUUCUUGUGGUGCAUCAGAGAUGCUAUUGAUUGUAUUUCUUCAAUGUUUAAAUGUAUAUGGAUCUGUGUGUGAAUGUGUGUGUGUGAGUGUUUGUGGAUGCMUGACAUUCAGUUUCGUUGAGGCAAGCGUUGUUCAAAUGUACUAACUCCACUUGAGGGCCUUUGGAUGGAAUCAAGAUUUUCUUUUUCUUAACUUGCAUCAAGUUUUAUUUUUAAAGCAUUUAGUUGAUGAGUAUUUGACGACUGUAAAUACAUAUGAAUUGAUUGUACAGGGACAAGCAGAAUAUGAGUGGCAAUAUUGUGCAUGACGUGGUUAAUUUGUUAAUUUGAUUAUAAUAAAUAUAGACAACUAUAGACUUGUAGAGAAUAUAUAUAUACAGCCUCAAAUGUUUCAUUUUUUUAUUAUUAUUAUUGUUUCUGUGCAACUUGUAAAUUGUAAUUAACUAACGGGACUGAAAUUUUCUUAUGAAUAAUGUGUGUGUUUUUUCUGAUACUCAUGGCAUCUUAAUGCACAGGCUGAUAUUCUGAUUUAAACUGGUUGUAAUGGUUUCUGUUGUACUCCUGUAGGAAUUGAUUCACUUUGUUUUYGAGUGUCUCAGAKGUUUUGUAUUUUAGAGCCAGAUUUGUACUAACAAAUGAUUUCAUUUCAGCUAUUUAAGUUUUUAUUCUCUUCAUUGCUGGUUUGAAUUUCAGUCUACGGKAAAUAUGAUGCAUAAAUAAAUCACCUGCUUUAAAUUUUC
Molecule: messenger RNA, 6560 nt
Organism: Poecilia reticulata (guppy)
Lineage: Eukaryota; Metazoa; Chordata; Actinopteri; Cyprinodontiformes; Poeciliidae
Source: RefSeq, a predicted model, not a curated record